AUGAAGCCCGAAGUCGAGCAGGAGCUGGCUCACACCCUGCUCGUCGAGCUCCUCGCAUACCAGUUUGCCUCGCCGGUGCGGUGGAUCGAGACCCAGGAUGUCAUUUUGGCUGAGAAGAGGACGGAGCGCAUUGUUGAGAUUGGUCCGGCCGACACGCUAGGUGGAAUGGCCCGGAGGACCCUCGCAUCGAAAUAUGAAGCCUACGAUGCCGCCACGUCCGUCCAGCGUCAGAUCCUCUGCUAUAACAAGGAUGCAAAGGAGAUAUACUACGAUGUCGAUCCAGUCGAGGAUGAGCCUGCUCCAGCCCCUGAAGCUGCCGCUACCGGUGCUGCGAGUGCCCCUGCGGCUCCCGCUCCGGGCCCAGCAGCUGCGGCCCCAGCUCCAGCGGCUGCUCCAGCACCGUCGGCUGGCCCUGCUGCGGCUGUGGAGGACGCUCCCAUCACUGCGGUUGAGAUUGUGAGAUCGCUUAUCGCCCAGAAAUUGAAAAAGGGACUCGCAGAUGUUCCCCCUAGCAAAGCAAUUAAAGAUCUAGUAGGAGGAAAAUCCACAUUACAAAAUGAAAUCUUGGGUGACCUUGGAAAGGAGUUUGGUUCUACGCCCGAACGGCCUGAAGAUACCCCUCUCGACGAACUCUCUUCCUCUCUCCAGGCCACUUUCAACGGCCAGCUUGGAAAACAAUCCUCAUCUCUUAUUGCGCGACUGGUUUCUUCCAAGAUGCCGGGUGGUUUCAAUAUUACCGCUGUCCGCAAGUAUUUAGAAUCUCGCUGGGGUCUGGGUCCUGGUCGACAAGACGGUGUUCUCCUCUUUGCUCUCACCAUGGAGCCCGCUUCCCGUAUUGGCUCUGAGACUGAUGCGAAGGCGUACUUUGACGACAUUACGAAUAAAUAUGCUACUAAUGCUGGAAUAACACUGUCUACGGCCAAGGCUGGAGGUGACAGCGGUGGCGGCUCAGGAGGCAUGAUGAUGGAUCCUGCCGCUAUCGAUGCGCUAACCAAAGACCAGAGAGCUCUCUUCAAACAGCAACUAGAAGCCAUUGCAAGAUACCUUAAGAUGGACCUCCGCGCUGGAGACAAAGCUUUUGUUGCAUCUCAGGAGUCCCAGGCCACUCUCCAGGCCCAGCUUGACCUCUGGCAGAUAGAGCAUGGUGAAGUGUAUGCCUCUGGUAUCGAGCCUUCCUUCGACCCUCUCAAGGCCAGAGUAUACGACUCGUCUUGGAAUUGGGCUCGCCAGGACGCUCUCAGCAUGUACUAUGAUAUCAUUUUCGGCCGUCUUCGCGUCGUUGACCGUGAAAUUGUCAGCCGGUGUAUCCACAUCAUGAACAGAUCCAACCCGCUCCUUCUUGACUUUAUGCAGUACCAUAUCGAUAACUGCCCGACCGAGCGUGGAGAGACCUAUAAGCUAGCCAAGGAGCUUGGAUGUAUGCUGAUCGAGAACUGCAAGGAUGUUCUCAACGCCGAUCCAGUAUACAAAGACGUUGCAGUCCCCACCGGACCCCAGACAACCGUAGAUGCUAGGGGAAACAUUAAAUACCAGGAAGCCACACGACCAAGUGCUCGCAAACUCGAAGACUACGUCCGUGCUAUGGCCCAGGGAGGACCCAUCUCUCAAUACAGCGGCCGCACAAAAGUACAAAACGACCUCAAGAAUGUUUAUAAAAUGAUUCAAAAACAACAUAAACUUUCCAAGGCUUCACAACUACAGUUCAACUCACUUUAUAAGGAAGUUCUGCGAACCUUGGCCAUGAACGAACGCCAAAUCAUGCCUAGACAGAACGGCCACACUAGAAAGGGAACGCCUGCCAACGGAUCUCUCUCUCCUCCUGCCACCUCUGGCAAGGUUGAGACGAUCCCCUUCUUGCACCUUAAGAGGAAAACGACUCACGGGUGGGAGUACAGCAAGAAAUUGACUGGCAUCUAUCUUGAUGGGCUCGAGUCUGCUGCUCGGUCAGGUCUCACCUUCAGUGGCAAGAACAUCCUGAUGACUGGUGCUGGCGCUGGCUCUAUUGGCGCCGCUGUUCUACAGGGAAUGAUCAGUGGUGGAGCUAAGGUUGUUGUGACUACCAGUCGCUUCUCGAGGGAAGUUACUGAGUACUACCAAACAAUGUACACACGAUACGGCGCUCGAGGGUCCCAACUUGUUGUCGUCCCAUUUAACCAGGGAAGCAAACAGGACGUUGAAGCUCUUAUUCAGUACAUCUACGAUCCUAAGAAUGGGCUUGGAUGGGAUCUAGAUCACAUUGUUCCGUUUGCUGCUAUUUCUGAAAACGGCCGUGAGAUAGAUUCUAUUGACUCCAAGUCGGAACUGGCCCAUCGUCUUAUGUUGACAAAUAUUCUCCGUAUGAUUGGUGCUGUCAAGUCCCAGAAACAUGAGCGGGGUUUUGCAACCCGUCCGGCUCAGGUUGUCCUCCCCAUGUCUCCCAACCACGGAACCUUCGGAAACGACGGUCUUUAUUCCGAGUCAAAGCUUGGUCUAGAGACCCUAUUUAACAGAUGGUACUCUGAGAAUUGGUCCGACUAUCUCACCAUUUGCGGAGCUGUUAUUGGUUGGACUCGUUCUACCGGUUUGAUGAAUGCCAAUGAUACCAUCGCCGAAGGUGUUGAAAAGCUUGGUGUUCGUACCUUCUCUCAACAAGAAAUGGCUUUUAACUUGCUCGGACUUAUGGCGCCACCUAUUGUUGAUCUCUGCCAGAGUAACCCUGUGUUUGCGGACCUGAACGGUGGUCUGCAAUUCAUUCCUGAUCUCAAUGGGUUGAUGAAGAAGCUUCGCAGUGAGAUUGUCGAGACCAGCGCUGUCAGACAGGCAGUUAUGAAAGAAACUGCCCUCGAGAAUAAGAUUGUUAACGGCGAGGACAGCGAGGCUCUGUAUAAGAAAGUCAUUACUGAACCUCGUGCCAACCUCAAAUUCGAAUUUCCGAGUCUGCCUGAUUGGAAGACCGAAGUUGAGCCUUUGAACGGCGACCUCAAGGAUAUGGUCAACUUGGAUAAAGUCGUUGUUAUUACCGGAUUUGCCGAAAUUGGACCAUGGGGUAACUCCCGUACCCGCUGGGAGAUGGAGGCUUACGGAAAGUUCUCUCUUGAGGGCUGCAUCGAGAUGGCAUGGAUGAUGGGCCUUAUUAAGAACCAUAACGGCCCUCUUAAAGGUAAACCAUACUCUGGUUGGGUUGAUACCAAAACUGGUGAACCAGUUAGCGACAAGGACGUUAAAGCCAAAUACGAGAAGUAUAUUUUGGAGCACUCUGGCAUUCGUAUUGUCGAGCCUGAGCUGUUCGGUGGAUACGAUCCCAAUAAUAAACACCUUUUGCAAGAGGUUGUUCUGCAAGAGGAUCUCGACACUUUUGAGGCAUCCAAGGAGACCGCUGAGGAAUUCAAGCGUGAACAUGGUGACAAGGUUGAGAUUUUCGAAAUCAAGGACUCCGGAGAGUAUACUGUCCGUCUACUUAAGGGGGCUACUCUUCUUAUUCCCAAAGCUCUUAAGUUUGACCGUUUCGUCGCUGGCCAGAUUCCUACAGGCUGGGACCCUAAGCACUAUGGAAUUCCUGAUGACAUUAUCAGCCAGGUUGACCCAGUCACCCUCUACGUGCUCGUUUGUACCGUUGAGACUCUUCUUGCAUCUGGUGUCACGGAUCCAUAUGAAUUCUAUAAAUAUGUUCAUAUUUCCGAGGUUGGCAACUGCAUUGGCUCUGGUAUUGGAGGUGCUCAAGCUCUUCGCGGUAUGUACAAGGACCGUUACCUUGACAAGCCACUCCAAAAGGAUAUCCUUCAAGAGUCCUUUAUAAAUACUAUGAGUGCCUGGGUAAACAUGUUGCUCCUUUCAUCAACUGGCCCUAUCAAGACGCCAGUUGGUGCUUGUGCCACUGCUGUUGAAUCCGUAGACAUUGGUUACGAGACCAUUGUUGAAGGGAAGGCUCGCGUCUGCUUUGUUGGUGGAUUUGAUGACUUCCAAGAAGAAGGCUCUUACGAAUUCGCCAAUAUGGGCGCCACCAGCAAUGCGGAAUCUGAAUUGGCUCACGGUCGAACACCAAAGGAGAUGUCUAGGCCCACCACCACUACUCGUAGUGGAUUCAUGGAAUCUCAGGGGUGUGGUAUGCAAUUGAUUAUGAGUGCUCAACUUGCCCUGGACAUGGGUGUUCCAAUUUAUGGUAUAGUGGCUCUUACCACCACAGCUACUGAUAAGAUUGGCCGUUCAGUUCCUGCUCCCGGUAAGGGAGUAUUGACCACUGCUCGUGAGAACCCUGGAAAGUUCCCCUCGCCACUACUUGACAUCAAAUACCGACGCAGGCAGCUGGACAUGCGCCGUCGCCAAAUUCGAGCAUGGCGUGAGUCUGAGAUUCUUGGUCUCCAAGACGAGAUCGAUACUCUGAAGGCCCAGUCUGAUGAAACCUUCAACGCUGCUGAAUACCGACAAGAAAGAUUCGAACAUAUUGAGCGCGAGGCCAUCAGACAAGAAAAGGACGCUGCAUUCAGCUUAGGUAAUAACUUCUGGAAGCAAGAUUCUAGAAUAGCUCCCUUGCGAGGUGCCCUCGCCACUUGGGGCCUCACUAUUGACGAUGUUGAUGUGGCUUCGUUCCAUGGCACCUCUACCGUGGCCAAUGAUAAGAAUGAGUGUGAUGUCUUGUGUCAGCAGAUGAAGCAUCUUGGCCGAAAGAAGGGUAACGCUCUCUUGGGUAUUUUCCAGAAGUAUCUCACCGGUCAUCCAAAGGGUGCUGCUGGUGGCUUCAUGAUCAACGGAUGUCUUCAGGUUCUCAACACCGGUCUUGUCCCUGGCAACCGUAAUGCCGACAACAUUGACAAGGUUAUGGAGAAAUUCGAUUACAUUGUCUACCCCAGCCGCAGUCUGCAGACCGAUGGUAUCAAGGCCUUCUCUGUGACGUCCUUCGGCUUUGGUCAGAAGGGAACCCAAGCCAUCGGUAUCCAUCCCAAGUACCUCUAUGCUACCCUUGAUGAGGCUCGAUACGUAUCCUAUAAGGCUAAGGUUGAGGCUCGUCAGAAACGUGCCUACAGAUACUUCCACAAUGGCAUGAUUAACAACACUCUCUUCGUUGCGAAGGACAAGUCGCCGUAUGAAGACAACCAGGAAUCCAGUGUCUAUCUAAACCCCGAUGUCCGUGUAGAGUACAACGACAAAGAGUCCAAGCUACAGUACCCUGUUCAUUCGAAGCCCAAGGCACCAACCCCCGUCAGCAAAACCGAAAGCACAAAGAAGAUGGUCGAGACUCUUGCGAAGGCCACUGGAACUGGCAAUACCAAGAUUGGUGUCGACGUGGAGGAUAUUGAGUCUUUUAAUAUCUCGAACGAGACCUUUAUUGACCGCAACUUCACCCAGCGGGAGAAGGAAUACUGUUCUCAAGCAGGCUCCGCACGAGCAUCCUUUGCAGGCCGAUGGAGCGCAAAAGAAGCCGUAUUCAAGUCCCUCGGUGUUCGUGGCAAGGGAAGUGGUGCUCCCCUCAAGGAAAUUGAAAUCAUCCAUGAUGACAACGGUGCUCCAGUUGUAGUGCUACACGGUGAUGCCGCUGCCGCUGCUAAGGAGGCCGGCGUCAAGGAGGUGCAUGUCAGCAUCACUCAUAGUGAUGCUCAAGCCAUCGCCAUUGCUCAAUCCCACUUCUAA
This is a messenger RNA of Trichophyton verrucosum HKI 0517, 5604 nucleotides long. RefSeq lists its product as uncharacterized. The record is from RefSeq and is a predicted model, not a curated record. The coding region runs from base 1 to 5604 and encodes 1867 amino acids. Lineage: Eukaryota; Fungi; Ascomycota; Eurotiomycetes; Onygenales; Arthrodermataceae. Gene Ontology annotation, cellular component: fatty acid synthase complex. Gene Ontology annotation, biological process: long-chain fatty acid biosynthetic process. Gene Ontology annotation, molecular function: holo-[acyl-carrier-protein] synthase activity; 3-oxoacyl-[acyl-carrier-protein] synthase activity; 3-oxoacyl-[acyl-carrier-protein] reductase (NADPH) activity. The transcript is spliced from 3 exons.